AUGGCAGCGCCCAUAGCGCCCCUCGCUCAGUUCCAGCCCAUCACUUUGAAGCUUUCGGGCAAAGUGAUCAAAAAUCGAAUGUAUAGGACCCCGCUCAGUGAAUAUGCCUCUACUUACGACGAAAAUAACGUCAAAAACUGCGGGAAGCCUUUACCUCGCUACGCAGAACUGUACCAAGAUCUCGCAGAUGGUGGUGCAGGCCUCAUAUGUACAGGAAACAUUCCGAUCCACCGAGACAACCUGGAGAACUACAACAAUGCGGUCCUCGACAUUAAUAACCCUUGGGAUCCCGUGGAGGCAUUCGCACCCGCUGUCCAAGCGGCCAAAUCCCGAGGUGCCUUAUUCCUACCCCAGUUGCAGUUCCCCGGAAGACAGGUCCCCGAAUUCCUGAACCCGAAUCCGAAGUCGUCGGCUGAUCAGCAACUGGAACCGUGCCUUAACAAAAGCUACGGCAAGCCAUCGCCACUGACGACAGAAGAGAUAAAGGAUCUGGUUCAACGAUAUGUAUGGGCGUCGGAAGUGCUUUCCAAAGCUGGGGCCGAUGGAAUUAUUUUGCAUGCGAGUCACGGAUACAUCAUGCAGCAAUUCCUCUCGCCGUUGAUUAACAAGCGCACAGACAAGUACGGAGGAAGCCUAGAAAACCGCGCCCGUUUUAUUCUCGAAAUCGUCCACGCUAUAAAGGCGAGAUUGCCGUCUAACAAAUUCGUCAUUGCAGCUAAGUUGAACUGCCAGGACUUCAUCGAAGGCGGAACGAGCUUUGCAGAGACGUGCGUCGUCAUCAAAUGGCUCGAGGACGCCGGUGUUGACUUUUUUGACAUCUCAGGGGGCACAUAUGCUUCUCCCGCGUGGAGAGGAAAUAUUAUGACCCAGUUGGCUGAGCGUCCAUCCCAAAAGGAACGUGGGAGUUAUUUUAUUGAAUGGGCGCAGGAGCUUAAAAAGGUUCUCUCUCGUGCUGUCAUUGGAACUACAGGAGGCUGGCGUGAUAGUCAUCGCAUGUCGGAGGCUGUAGAACACGGCGAUAUCGACAUGAUUGGACUUGGAAGGCCAUUGCGAGAGGAUCCGAACUUCGUUAAUCAGGUAUUACGAGGAGAGGUGAGACGCAGCAAUCUCUAG
Messenger RNA from Penicillium manginii, 1113 nucleotides. RefSeq lists its product as uncharacterized. Bases 1 to 1113 code for a protein of 370 amino acids. Lineage: Eukaryota; Fungi; Ascomycota; Eurotiomycetes; Eurotiales; Aspergillaceae. Gene Ontology annotation, molecular function: FMN binding; oxidoreductase activity. The record is from RefSeq and is a predicted model, not a curated record. The transcript is spliced from 8 exons.